AUGGGCUUCGUGACCACAAUUCUUCACUCUCAGUUCUUCGUGCAGCCACCGGUUCCCUCCUCCAGCUUCUCCGGUCAAACGGUCGUCGUGACUGGUGCCACGUCUGGUCUCGGAUACGAAGCUGCAAAGCACAUACUGCGCCUAGGAGCGUCCAGGCUAAUCCUCGCAGUCCGCAAUGUUACAAAAGGCAAACAGGCUGCAGAAGGGAUCUCUUCGGCGCUGUCACUCCCUCCGAGCAGUGUCGACGUCUGGGAAUUAGAUCUUGGCAAUUUCUCAUCUGUAAAGCAGUUUGGUGAACGCAUUAAUACACUAGACCGCUUGGAUGCCGUGGUACAGAAUGCGGGCAUCAUGACCACCAAGUUUACCUUAGUCGAAGGAUGCGAGAGUCAAAUAGCUGUGAACGUUAUCAGUCCAGUACUUCUAGGCUACCUUGUCAUCUCUAAACUCCAACAGUCAGCAGCCAAGACUGGAAGUCCCGGAAGAUUGGCUUUCGUGGGCAGCGAUCUACAAUUCAUCGCACCGCUGAAAGAGAAGUCAACUCCAAAAAGUCUCCUCGCGGCUCUCAACUCCGAGGAGACGGCUGACAUGAGCAGCCGCUACGGCGUCUCCAAACUACUACUCAUGUGGGCAGUGCGCGACAUGGCACAACGAUACCCUUUUUCCGACCAAUCGGACGUACUCAUUACCUGCUUGACGCCUGGCUUAUGUCAAAGCAGCAUUGUGCGCGACGAAGAGAGCUGGAUUGUCAGCAUCCUCAGACGCUUUGCCAUAGGGAUAAUCGCACGCUCGACUGAGGUUGGUAGCCGCACUCUGGUCCAUGGAGUAAAGCCGGAGCUCGGCGAUGAAUGUCACGGUGCAUUUCUUAUGGACUGCAAAGUCUGCAAAGAUUUGACGGGUAACACAAAGACACCUGAGAUGGAAGAGGCAAAGAGCAAGUUCUUGGACGAGCUCUCUGCGCGCUUACGGGGAAUCUGCCCAGGAAUUAUUUAG
Messenger RNA from Didymella exigua CBS 183.55, 990 nucleotides. RefSeq names its product retinol dehydrogenase 12. The transcript has 3 exons. The record is from RefSeq and is a predicted model, not a curated record. NCBI's taxonomy places the organism in Eukaryota, Fungi, Ascomycota, Dothideomycetes, Pleosporales, Didymellaceae. The coding region runs from base 1 to 990 and encodes 329 amino acids.